UGCACACCGUCAGGAGUUGGUUUGAUCACUUCUUUAACUGUGGGUUUAAAGGGCAAAGUGCAAAGAUAGUGGUUUGUUUUUUAAAGCAACAAUGGUCACAACUUGAUUCAAUGUCCUGUUCACCUUUAUUACAGCUUUCGUGUUGUUGGGGUUUUUCCGGUCUGUACUCUUCUGCAAGAAUGCGUCUCCGUCUGGGACACCAACACAGAGGGGUGAAAGGUCUGCGCACUUACAGCGUAAGCCUACGUGAAAAAGGGCCGAAGAGCUGAACUUUGAACCAAACAAGAUAUCCGGCGUGAUAAAAGUGUCCACCGUGAGCAUGAUGGUUAACCACACACCGCUUACCUUUUCAGGUUAAUGAUAACCAUCCAGCUGCAAAAACAGAACAUCAUAAGUCUGCAGAAAGUUGUAAGAAAGUCGCCUCGCAGUCGUAGAAGAGAGGACAUCAUCAAUAUUUCACCGCGCUCAACUCAUCACCUGACGGAGCGGCGGCGCAGCUCUGCGCAUGCGCAGUAGCUCUCCCACUGCCGCACCGUCAACUCUUCAGGAGUUUCACAGACAAAUGCGAAAUAAACGACGGAAAAGGAGGAAACACGAGCUCUCUUUAACAUAAAUGUCCAAACAAAGCCAUUCGACCCGUCCCAACUCAUACUUUGAGACAGUUUUUUUUAUCCUUCUACGUUGCAUUACCUCCAUCUUGCUGUCCCCUUCUCGUGCACAGGUGAGUGACAUCACAUCGCUUAUGAGCUAACGUCAGCUAAAGUGGGGGAAAGCGUGCUGAGAGAGGAAAGUCCGGCCCAACAUCCCGUCAUAGGCUGACUGACCACCUGGCUCAGAGACAGAGAACAGGGGAGCAGCCUUUGGAAUAAUCCACAUGAACGGAAAUACACCUGUUGGCCACAUCUUCAUAUAUACAACCAGAAGCUGACGGAUCUUUGUGCGUUCUUUGCUCUCCUUCAAACCCCCCCUGUGUGCUGAGGACAGAAGGUGCUGCUUACUGAUGAGAAAGUGAUACGCCACUGUGAUGCGUUCCAACGGGAUAUAAAAUCAUUUCUCCGGCGUUGAUACUUUGUGAAUCACAUUCAUGGCUCAAGGCAGCUACAUCUUGAGAACGGAGUCAGCCGGUCAAAACACUGAAAAGUCCGUUCCUAACUACCUGGGGAUCGACUACGGCUAUCAGUGGGACGUGGACAACCUCAAGUUUGUGAAUAAUUUCCAGCCCGGCGACACCAUUAAGCGUCUAAGCCUUAAGAGGAGGCCCAGGGUGGCCGCCAACAAUGAGGAGAGCAAACCGAGUGCCAGUUCCUCCAGCCAGUGGCACUCAGAGGAAGCCUCGGCAUCAUUAAGCAGUGACGAUACAAGACUACUCGGCAUGUCUUCUUCAACCAGAGGUCGUCCUCCUCUUCCUCCACCACAUGGUUCCCCGUCGGAUAACAAACCCUGCGGGAAUGACAGAGCAGCAGCAGCCUCUCAGACACCUGAUGAGUCCAAGCCUCGGCCUGCUGCCAGAUCUCUUGCUUCACAAAGACCAAGCCCCGUGUUGGAAAAGACCUCAGUGGAGACCCUCAAACACUCGGAUCAGGAGGUGAGCAGGCGGCUUCCGCCUCAGCCGCAUCCCCGGCGCCGGCUGGCCAGCUUCGGAGGGGUGAGCUCGCAUGGGUCGCGCUCCCCCUUCACUGGCCUGGGCGCAUAUAAUCAGAACAACAACGGGAACAAGCCCGCCGGCUCAGGAAGCGACGUGAAUGUCCACCGUAGCUCGUCCAUGGGCAGUAGAGGCAGCACGGGAUGCCUCAGGCUGGGCGCGCAGAGCUCUGGAAGGACCGCCUCGGUUACGAGUCUCGGCCCCACGCACCUUCAGCACGUCCGUGACCAAAUGGUGGUAGCUCUGCAAAGGCUGAAGGAGCUGGAGGAGCAGGUCACGAUCAUACCCAUCCUCCAGGUGAGAAUCGCAGUCCUCCAGGAGGAAAAGAGGCAACUGGUCUCCCAGUUCAAGACCCGUGAUGACAACGAGGAUGCCAAGGAUGUGAUCUGGAAGAGAGCGCGUAGCGCGGACAACUCUGACAUUGAGAACACGGUGAAUGUGGAGGAAGGACUCGAGGGCACAAUGAGUAGCGACUGCGGUGACCUCAAGGAGUUCAGGGAACUGACCGAGGAGAUACACGCACUGGAAAUAACCAUCAAGAGCGGACAUCUGGAAGAGUGGAAUGGAAAAGAUAGUAAGCUGUUGCUGGACAAAACCAUGAAAUCAGUCGCAGUUGGAACAGAUGAAGAUACGGACACAGCGUUGUCUAAACCAAAAAAAGAAAACAAAUAUGUGCACACUGAUCGGGUAGAGAUGAGGUCAGUUGGAACGGAAGUAUCUGAAGUUAAUCUGGGAAUUUACACAGAACGGGAAGCAGAGAUUGAUGCCCAACAACUCAUAAUCAAUGCCUCAAAAGAGAGAAUUUGUCAAUUAGAAACCCAGUUGAAAGAAUCCGCUCUCCAGACCGAGAUGAGCCGUCUGAAACUGGAGCUCCUGGUGGCGGGAGCGAGGAACCGAGCUGAUAAAGCCUCCUUUGCUAGACCCUCCACUGUGAGCACAGGCACCGAGACAAGGCCUCACACCACAAGCCAGGGAGUUGGCAAUCACACAGAGCUCCGAGAUGCAAGCACAGGGGACGCCACAGAGGUGAAGACCGUUGGAGUGUCCUGUUGCGGGGCCGAGAUGAAUAAUGUUUGCACAGGACCAGAUGUACCGAUGUGCCACUGGGAGGUCAGGGAGCGAGUGGAGACCGCGGAGAAGGGCGUGGGGAUCCAGGUCUUAACAAACACACAAGGCGUUGGGAUGGAGAUAAAGUUGUGUGAUGCCGAAACCAACACAGAGGCGCCGCAGGAGAAAAGAAAGAUUGAGUCUAGUUCGGUGGGUUGCGGCGACUGUUCGGUUGACGUGAUCAUCUGCCGGGCGAAGGAGGUGGUUUCUCAAGGUACCGCCACAGAUCAAGUCAAAGGAGUGGAUCUGGGAAUCAUGGCUUCACCCCAGACAGCUUGUCAGCGAAACAACACUGUGUCCUGUUCAGUGUCCCGCUUCACCAACACCCGACACGCCUUCAGCACAGACUCCAGCACCAACACCGUCCUAUGUACCCAGAACAAGCACACCAACACCACUCAGGCGGUCACCAGGACCGUGUCAGUAGGCAAAAGGGUCAAAGACCCCAAACCCGCCCCGGAGACCCGUACCGUUGGCGUAGGAACAGAAAAUCUGCCGGGAAGUGCCUUUAAACAAACGCCAGGGACAGUCGCCAGGGUAACCCGAGACGCCGGCGUUGGAUUCACAAACUUUAAAGAGAAUUUCCUGGUGGGGUUGAAAACUCGAAACAUGGCCUCCGGACCCUCCCAUCUGCCCGACCCCGUCAAGACAAGGAGCAUCGGCGUGGGGGAGGGGAGGAUACGGGAUUUGGCGGCUUCGUCCAGCUCACCCGGCCAAACGAUACAGCGAUCUCCACAGUCCCAAUGGGAACCCGGGCUGAACCACUACAUAGAGAAGAUGCACUGGCUCCUCCGGGAGCACGGGGACCUGCUCACAGAGGACCUCCACGGCCCUCAGAGGGACGGCUUCGCCCAGCAGCGCAGUAGCCGGGGAAAGGCCGACGCCGACCUUUCCCGCGAUAGCAAGGCGGCAACACAACGAGAAACCGAAGUCUACGCUUUGGAUUCUCAGCAGACAGUGGGCAGAGAGCUCCAGUCUCCUUCACAACUCUUAGCCGACUCCUCUGACUGUGACAAAGCAAACCAAGCUAAGUCCCAACAUGUGGUCAAUGAUUCAGAAGUGAGAAGAAUGAUACAGAUGUUGGAACAACAGACGUCCUCAGCUGCUCUGCGAGACGUGGCUGUGGGGUCUGUAAUAAAGAAACAAAACGGAGAACAAGGCUGUAGCGGGAAGAGCAUGACGCUCAUGAGGGUGACUACGGGAUCAUCUCACGAGCUGCCUCCGAGCGAGAAGGCCCACUCUGAGGUAUUGGAGAGCAGAAGGAGCAAAAAGUCAAGCGAAGCUUCUCAAGACGGCAGAAAGGGAAAAGGAAAUUCCAAAAAGGAAUCUAGAUGUUCUUCAAAAUCACAUUCACAGAGGGGCAAGAUCAGUGAAACGAUGUUUUCUGCUUGUCAAGCUUUGAAGGUUCAUCUGAGUGACAGUACUGCUUUAUCCAGUGGGGAACUGCACGACUGCCUGCAAACGCUCCGGCACGACUGGUUCUCUGUGUCCGGCCACAAGUCAGCGGCUCCGGACACCGUGGCGGAUUAUUUGUCCGCGUUUCGGGUCAUUUCACCGGCGGUUUUGCAACACGUUGCCAACCUGGUCGACGACAAUGGCAACACGGCGCUGCACUACAGCGUGUCUAACUCCAACUUUGGCGUCGUCAAGAAACUGCUUGAUGCAGGGGUGUGUAACGUCAAUCAACAGAACAAAGCGGGAUACACGCCCAUCAUGCUGGCCGCGCUCGCCGCUGUGGAAAGUUAUCAGGAGAUGAGAGUUGUGGAGGAGCUUUUCGCGGAAGGAGAUGUCAACGCCAAGGCCGGCCAGGCCGGGCAGACGGCUCUGAUGCUGGCGGCGAGCCACGGCAGGAGGGACGUGGCGCAGGCGCUCCUGGCACGGGGGGCGGAGGUCAACCUGCGGGACGACGAGGGCUCCACGGCGCUGAUGUGUGCGAGCGAGCACGGCCACGCCGACGUCGCCGGGCUGCUGCUGGCGCGGCCGGACUGCGACGCCACCCUGACUGACGGUGAUGACAGCACGGCCUUGUCCAUCGCUCUGGAGGCGGGACACAAUGACAUCGCGGUGCUCCUUUACGCGCGUGCCAACUUCUCCAGAGGGCAGGCGGGGGCAGCGGCUCGUCUCGGUGGCUCAACGUCUCCCUCCGUCUCUGCUGGCAGGAAUCCGUUUGAAUGAGGACAAUGGACGCCUCCUGCAUCGUCUCCGUGUGGUGAUUCUUCGGGGGGGUUUUAGACUUCUGGCUUGCAGACAGUUGACAGAAUGUUGACAUGCAUUUGCAUAACAGUAAUAUAUCACGGCAGAAUGUUUUAUUACCAACAUACUAGUUUCUUUAAUCAUUUUAUUUGUCUUUGUAAAUAAUUUAUUUAUAAUAAGACUGCAAAAUACAAUGUGGUACAAAAAAUACCAUCAAGUUAUUCAGAUUUUUGAGUAAAUAUGUAAAUGAUUAAAAAUAGAUAUCAUAAAGAAGCAUC
This is a messenger RNA of Gasterosteus aculeatus aculeatus (three-spined stickleback), 5220 nucleotides long. The record is from RefSeq and is a predicted model, not a curated record. NCBI's taxonomy places the organism in Eukaryota, Metazoa, Chordata, Actinopteri, Perciformes, Gasterosteidae.